Molecule: messenger RNA, 1153 nt
Organism: Arachis stenosperma
Lineage: Eukaryota; Viridiplantae; Streptophyta; Magnoliopsida; Fabales; Fabaceae
Exons: 3
Coding region: 130-837 (235 amino acids)
Source: RefSeq, a predicted model, not a curated record
CUUUACUCUCUUGUCUUACCUUCGUUACACACUUACUCUCUUUUCUUACCACGUUACUCUCUUUUUAAAAGCUAGGGUUUGUCCCCUUUUCUGGCGCCAUUGCUUGACUUGUGGUGUGAGAAGAAAGGGAUGGCGGCGGAGAAGAAUCAACGACACCUUUUGGUGCUAAUGCAUAAAAGGAUCUGCGGCAUCGACCCCAUGAAACUGAUAACACCCGAGAAGGAGGAGGAGGAGGCUGUGGAUUGGGAAAAUCUACCUCCGUUUCUCUUUGAUUUCAGCGUGGUUCUUCCGCUGGCCCGCAUGCACGCUUUGGAGUUGGAUCCCAAGAUGUAUCUUGUUGGAGAUUUGGUUGAUCCUGGGAAAUACCUAGCACUUUCGUGCGAGCGCAUUGGAGAAAAACACUUGGUGUGCGCUUUCCAGGUGGAUGAAUUGGGUGUCGUUAUCUUCCAAAGGCUUGAAGGCUGCUUAGAUAGAAUGCCAUCCUUCUUUCAUGAGAAAACGCCUGUGAUGGUUGAUCUUGAUGGCAAAGGCACUUUUGUUGUUAUAUUACCUGGCUUUGCAAAGGAACAGGAACAGGACCCAGUCCUCUGCCUGUUGGUUCUUCAACUCAUUGCAAAGAAGGUUGUAUCCUAUCCCUCCCGUGUCCUUCGUAGCUCUGUGAGGUCCCCAAUGGAGUGUGAGUUCUUAGAUUGGAAGGUCCUUAGCAUGAACAUGUACAGCAGAAAACAUGGCUUUGAUGAUUGGAUUGGUGUCUCUCUUUUCCCAAGCAUCCCCUGUGACGAAGCCAUUGCAUACGAGGUCCCAAGGAGAGGAAAAAGAAAAUGCAGCCAAAUUUGAGUUCCAAAUAUGCCUGCUUGCUUCAAAGGUGGGUGUUGAUCAAGCAAUGUUAUGCACCAGUAUAUGGUUGUCUAUCUGAAAAUUUUUGGAAUUUUUUAAAAGAAAUUUUAGAUGACCAACACUCUUUAUUUUUUGCCUUAGAUUUGAAAUGACAUUAGCUAACUCUCCUUUUGGUCCUCUAAUAUUCUCCCAAUUUUAAAAUCUGAAGACGAUACAUGCCACUAAUUAAAGUCUUGCUUACCAUGUAAUAGCUUAGAAUGGUAUUAUUGUAUAUUUAAUCAACAUCUUAGAUGGUCAAGAUUUACUCUUCUCAUUC